CCCCUCCAACCACCAGCCAGAGGUCUCUCACUCUAUCUUCCUUGCAAACAUAAAACUGAAACCACACCACCAAACCCAAACACGACAGAAGAACAGCCGAAAACAAACCUUUCAUUUCCUCUCUUUUCCAUUUCCACCAAUGGCCUCCUUAUCCCUCCUCUCCCCUCCCUCCACCUCCUCAUCCUCCCUCUACCAUAAUGCCUCUUCCCUCCUUCCCCUGCGCACCCGCUCCCUUAGCCUACGCACUCCCACCAAGAACUUCUCUAUCAGAGCCCAAUCCGCCCCUAUACUCACCCAAGAUGAACUCAAGAAACUUGCAGCCGGCAAAGCCGUUGAUUACGUCAAAUCCGGUAUGGUUCUCGGACUCGGUACUGGCUCCACCGCCGCCUUUGUUGUUGCUAAGAUCGGAGAACUCCUACAAUCCGGCCAAUUAACUGAUAUUGUUGGUAUACCCACUUCAAAACGCACCGAAGAGCAAGCUCGCUCUCUCGGGAUCCCACUUUCAGUCCUUGACGAUCAUCCCCGUCUAGACCUCGCUAUAGACGGUGCUGAUGAGGUCGACCCUGAUCUCAACCUAGUCAAAGGCCGGGGUGGGGCUCUCUUGAGAGAGAAAAUGGUGGAAGCGGCGUCUGAAAAGUUCGUGGUUGUCGCCGACGAGACGAAACUGGUAACGGGUCUUGGCGGGAGCAAGCUCGCAAUGCCGGUGGAGGUCGUGCAAUUUUGUUGGAAGUACAAUUUGGUGAGGUUGAAAGAAUUGUUCAAUGAAGGAGGGGUCGAAGCCAAGCUAAGAUUGAAUGAAGCUGGCAAGCCAUAUGUGACUGAUAACUCCAAUUACAUCGUGGAUUUGUAUUUCGAGAAUCCAAUUCAAGAUGCAUAUGCAGCUGGAAAGGAGAUUUCGGCUUUUGAAGGAGUGGUGGAACAUGGGUUGUUUUUGGAUAUGGCGACUGCGGUGAUUAUUGCUGGGAAGAGUGGAGUGGAGGUCAAGGCCAAGUGAUAUUUUCAAAGGAGAUAUAAGAAGGCAUAAGGGUGCGUAAGUGUAGAAGUGGUUGUAUUCAUCAGUUACAAACGUUGGAGAAUAUGGAAAUGGAGAUUUCAGAUGUAUGGUCAUAUUUUGGUGGCAAAUAAGGAAAUUUCUAAAUGCCCAUGUGACAGAAUUGGGAGCUCUACUCAGAUGAGUUUCCAGAGUGCAUUGUGAGAUGUGGGACAUUGCGUUUUGUGAAUUCCAAGAAAAUGUCAACGUAACUGUAGCAUAGGCUCUAGAUCAGGAAAUAUGAAAGAAAAACAAAAGUUAUAGAAUCUUAUUAUUGCUUUUUUUUCCUGUUAUGUUAACAUGACUUUAACACCAGCUUUUAGGUUUAAGGAGAUUGAUUGAUCAUCAAAGCCGAAGGUUUUAGUAUGAAAAUGUGAUAACAAUAGAUUGUUUGAUCA
This is a messenger RNA of Hevea brasiliensis (rubber tree), 1428 nucleotides long. Its product is annotated as probable ribose-5-phosphate isomerase 3, chloroplastic. Gene Ontology annotation, molecular function: ribose-5-phosphate isomerase activity. Bases 140 to 994 code for a protein of 284 amino acids. The transcript is spliced from 2 exons. Gene Ontology annotation, biological process: pentose-phosphate shunt, non-oxidative branch. Lineage: Eukaryota; Viridiplantae; Streptophyta; Magnoliopsida; Malpighiales; Euphorbiaceae. The record is from RefSeq and is a predicted model, not a curated record.